Periconia digitata is the source of this 684-nucleotide messenger RNA. NCBI's taxonomy places the organism in Eukaryota, Fungi, Ascomycota, Dothideomycetes, Pleosporales, Periconiaceae. The record is from the annotation of a GenBank genome assembly.
CACAUCAUGUGUUACUACAAACUAUUCGUUUUCCAAGGAUGUGGCCAUUCACUCCCAUCGGCGCAACCGGUGCGCCCUUGCGCAAUGGCUUCAGCUACCGAUCGACAAAAUUUCGAAGAAAGGAGGCAGGCUGCCGAGGGGAGAACUAUGAAGAGGAGACCACAGGGUCUGGUGACUGAUAGAAAAGUCACUUCCGCCGUCUGCACACCCGCCCAACACCCAGACACAGCCGCCGAACAUUCCUCCGCCACUUCUCCGCCUCCUUCGAUACAGACGCAGCCGCCAACGGAAGAUCGGCAACUUGGGAAUGAAGGUGACAUUCCGGGAACAUCGUCAACAACACCGACUUCCGAGAUGCCGGUCACUGAAUCCUCUAAAGGCACGUGUACCACAGUCCUCACACACCCGUUCCAAACCACUAGACUCCACCGCUCGUGUCUUCUGUGCACGCGAAACCGCGAAGAACUCCUGGCCCAGUCGGAACUUGCUCAGCAAAAGGUCCGCAUCGAUGAUUGGCGCUGGAAGGUUAAGUAUUUAAGUCCGGUACCGGAAGAAGCUCGCCACACUGUACGUAUACCCAGACUCGCGGCCUGUAUUGAAAUAGCGCUUCAAGCAACGCUCCAGCAAUUCACUGGGCUAUUGAACACAUUCCAGCUUGAACUGUUACUGACUCGGUACUCGUGA